AUUCGCCAAGAUGCAGGUAAUGAACCUACACACCCGCAAUCUACAUCCCAUCAGCCUCACCGACCACGCAAUCGCCUGGCGCGUAACCCUCCCUCCCGCGACCGAAAGCGAGAAACUGAGGCUGGAUCAAGGCGUAGAAUGGUACACCUUCGAAGGCAAAUUCGACCACCUCCUCAACCGAAAACCAUGGCACGACAUCCUGGACGAGGAGCACGCUCAAGGCAUCCUCCUCAUCACCGGAAGCAAAUCAUGCAGCACAGAUCAGCCCCUCAUCGAUCGUCUCAUGUUAGCCGCAGUCCUGGACGUCUCAGCGCGGUACCACCAAACUCCUCGCCCCGCUCUCCGCACCGAAACCGAGUUGAAGAAGGAUAGGUUGUGUGCCCUUGUACUCGAGAGGGAUGCUGAAGUCACGAGGUUACGGGAUCAGUUUGCGGGGAAGGUGGAGCAGACUGUCAGGUCUAAAAUCUUCGAUAUGGCAGCCGUGUAUCAAGACGCUAGCGUGGGCGAAUUGAACUCGUGGAUUCAGUACGCUGAGAAUGCUAUCAACAAUCUCAAGCUAAAACCAACCUUGCCGGAAUGUGAAGUGGUCAAGCAAGGCACACGGCAUGGUAAGGCCAGGAGGACUGAGGAGAAGAAGAGGAAGAGGAGCCGGAGUGAGGAUGAGAUGGAUGUCGAUGAAGAGCCGGAGCAGAAGAAGCAUAAGGUUGGGUGGCUCCGCAUAAUCCAAGCUCUAUAGCCAUAACUCUUGAUCAAAACGGAGGUGUUGAUGGCUGAUGAGUAGUAAUCAAAGUUGAGAACGCACAUCGUUCUCGACCGAGCACAUUGGCUGGGCAUGACAGAGAGCAAGGUAAGGGAUUUUAAUGAUGAGGUGCGGAAUAUGUUGAUAAACAGACA
Messenger RNA from Saitoella complicata NRRL Y-17804, 894 nucleotides. RefSeq lists its product as uncharacterized. The transcript has a single exon. NCBI's taxonomy places the organism in Eukaryota, Fungi, Ascomycota, Saitoellomycetes, Saitoellales, Saitoellaceae. The coding region runs from base 11 to 736 and encodes 241 amino acids. The record is from RefSeq and is a predicted model, not a curated record.